Messenger RNA from Symsagittifera roscoffensis, 723 nucleotides. RefSeq lists its product as uncharacterized. The record is from RefSeq and is a predicted model, not a curated record. NCBI's taxonomy places the organism in Eukaryota, Metazoa, Xenacoelomorpha, Acoela, Convolutidae. The coding region runs from base 262 to 723 and encodes 153 amino acids. The transcript is spliced from 4 exons.
UCAACAGUCGGAAUAAUUAUUUCCUCAGUUGCCUAUUUCUCAUUUUAACGUUAAUUAUCUAUCGAUUUGUUUUAACAAGUUUUAACACAGUAUAGUAACUACAUUAUGAAAACAUCUGUGGUAACUUUUCAUUGCCAAAGCAAAUUUUCUUGCUAGGCAAUGCUAAUAUAUUUAUAGCGUUGCUAGUGAGGUUUUGGACUUCAGAAAUAAAUCUCUGGCAUCAUCAUAAUUCCACAAAGACGACGGGAUUUGGGCCAAGUGAUGAAGCUGAGCUGUCAUCAUGAAAAUCUUGAGGUGAGGCCCGUCUUCAUGGCUACAAUCGCAUUCAUGUCAUGGAACGACACUAUGGACCUGCUCAAAAGUAUGGAUCAGCAGCAAAUUCUUGCGUUCUUUGUGGAUUUCAUGGCCAACUUUCCAUUCUACAUCUUGGAGUCCGGAAGUCACAACUUGCUGUUGCUCAACCGACAAAGCGUGAAAAAGCUGGACGAUGAGGUCAACUUCUUGAACCAGUAUGUCGUUCCCCAAAUCAGUCGAACAGCCUCGCACUCGGCGAACUACACAGAGAUAGUGUUCGCGUGGGAUACAGAUGUGGUGUCUCAGUACAAACUAGUCACAAUUGGGAACUACUUCGGAGUUGUGAGACUAGUCGCUACUGUGUUCCUCGCAGCCGAAAGACUCUACGCAUUCAGUUGCAAUUUCAAAGCGAUCAUGUCAAAUAAUUGA